AUAUUCAGACACUGUAUGUAAAAUUUUAGUAUUGUACACAAGUAACAGUUUGUAGGUAUUUAACUCUCUUUUGUAAUUAUAUGUUUUAAAAUUUCUUUCAGGUAAGCAGUGUGCUGUUAUGAUUAUUUCGUUCUUAGGAAGUAAAGUCAUUUUAGAGCUGAUGCAUUUAUAUAAUUUACUUCCUUAUUUGCAUUUCGUUUUAUAUCACUUAACGUAGCCUUCCUUAGACAGAAAUUAUAUAUAUAGUUAUAUAGUUAUAAAUUGUCAAGUGUAGAAGAAUUCUUUUUUUGAAAUAAUGGAGAAUAUAGCAUCACAUAUUCCCACUUUUAAUGUUUUACAUAUUUCUGAGAAAAGUACAACUGAAGAUAGUGGAAUAUUUGACUCAUCUUCCAUGUGUACGGGAAUAAAAGCUACUUUUUAUACCAGCAAAGAUAAGCAAAUAUUUUAUAAAAAUUCCUCAGAUAUUGAAAAUGCAGGUGAAGAAGCUUUCAUUGUAAGUCAGGAGACAAUUUCUACAUUGUGUGGAUAUGGUGAUGAAGCAUCUGAUUCUUUAGAAAUUAAUCUCAAUUCUGAUCGUUCUUCUGAAAGUAUAUUAUCCUCUUUGCAAACUGAAAGAACACACACAGAAGAAAAUGCUCCAAAAGUUGUAGUUCAGAAACUUGGUGUCGAUUUAGGUGACAUAACUAUUUUACGUGUUGAUGAGAAAUAUCGAAGUAAGACAUCAAUCAACUGCCAUUCAUUACUUGAUGAUAGUCUUCCUUUCUGUGGAACAAAAUCAGACAUUCAUAGCCUAUGUAACGAGAAUGGAUUUGAAGAGGCCGUAGAUGUGGAUACUAAUAAAAGAUAUUUUCUGAAUGAAUCAAGAUCAUCAAACUAUGCAUCAAAAAGGUUUUUUCGUAAAUAUCAUGACAUGAAUUUUCAUAUUCGUCGGGGUGAAGGAAUAAAACUUAGGAAAAUUAAUUAUGUUGCAUCCAUGAUUGAAAAUGCCUCGGAUCAAGUAUUGCGGUUUCUGCAUUACGUAUUAUUUAAUAUUUAUGGACUGAGCAAAAAUGAACGAUCAUUAUCUCAGACAAAGCAGAAUAUUUUGCAUUUUAGUGGUUUCCCAUUUGAUGCAAAAUCUGAAGCAUUCCAUAGAAAGCGUGUUUGCUUGUCUAGAGUACCUUAUCCUGUCUUAAAAAGCAUGAAUAAAAUUUUCCUGGGAGAUGGUCCUGGGAGUAAAUCUGAAAUUGUUGAAAAUCUUCUUCAGUUUUUUUUGAAGCCAACAAGGUCACCUGUAUACAUGAGACCAGUGGAAGAAGAUUUAGAGAAAACAUUGGCAGAAUAUGAAAGAUUAAAGGAAUAUACACUAAAAGGCCCAACUCCAGUAGUUUUGGUUCAGAAGCUCACAGAUAGUUUUAUUCACCAGAUAACAAAUAGGGAAAACUCAAGCAAUAGUCUCAACUGUAAAUCAACUUUUAAUGUUGAUGCACAAUAUUUCAAACCUGCUUAUAUUUUAAAUGGCCCCGGACCUAAGUUGAAAUCUCUUCCUGGAGUUGCCAAAAGAGUUUCUAGGCUUCGAGAACACACUGUCAGUCUAAUGCACAAUGUGCUAUAUGGAAGAUCAGAAAGCGAUCUUUUAAGUCGGGAGAAUAUCUUGCAGUUUUCUGGAUUCUUACCAUGUCAAAAAGAUUUUGUUGCUAGUAGAAAUGCAUUGCUUAAAAGCUUAAAUAUUUCACAACUUCAAUCAAUCUGUCGAGCAUUCUUUCUUAAAAGAAGAAGUAAUAGAAACAAAAUGAUAAAAAGCAUUCUAGAAUUUCUUUGUUUACCUUCGCAGUCACUUAUGCUUGAAAGUGAAAGACUGAAAACAUCAGAAUGCAAAAUGAAGAUUUCCAAACCAGUGGAAAUGGAAAGCUGUAAAAGAAGUGAAAGACUGAAAACAUCAGAAUGCAGAAUUAAAAUUUCCAAACCAGUGGAAAUGGAAAGCUGUAAAAAAAGUGAAAGUGUAAAAGUAACUGAAUGCAGAAUUCAAGUUUCCAAACCUGUUGAAGUGAAAAAUUUAAAAAAAACUGAAAUAGCGAGCACUAUAGAAACUCCUUCGUUGAAACUGAGAGAUUUUGAAAAAAGUAAGUUUAAUGCUAUGUUU
Molecule: messenger RNA, 2122 nt
Organism: Stegodyphus dumicola
Lineage: Eukaryota; Metazoa; Arthropoda; Arachnida; Araneae; Eresidae
Biological process (GO): chromatin organization; regulation of double-strand break repair
Cellular component (GO): nucleus
Molecular function (GO): histone binding; DNA binding
Source: RefSeq, a predicted model, not a curated record